AUGCGAAACAUGCGUGGAGAUGCUAUGCGUGGUUUGGCUGUUUUCAUUUCGGACAUUCGAAAUUGCAAAAGUCGUGAAGCUGAAUUACGACGUAUCAAUAAAGAAUUAACUAAUAUUCGACAACGAUUUCGAGCUGAUAAAACUCUUGAUGGAUAUCAAAAGAAAAAAUAUGUAUGCAAAUUACUGUUUAUUUUUUUACUUGGUCAUGAUAUCGACUUUGGAUACAUGGAAGCUGUUAAUUUGUUAAGUUCAAAUAAAUAUACAGAAAAACAAAUAGGUUAUUUGUUUAUUUCUGUUAUUAUGAAUUCAAGUUCGGAAAUGAAACAAUUAAUUAUUCAAAAUAUUCGUAAUGAUAUACAAAGUCGAAAUCCAAUAUUUAUCAAUUUAGCGCUUCAAUGUGUAGCUAAUAUUGGUGAUAAAGAAAUGGCUACUGCAUUUACUCAAGAAAUACCUCGUUUGCUCAUCUCAGGAGAUACGAUUGAUCCUGUUAAACAAUCGGCUGCUCUUUGCUUGUUAAGACUUCAUCGAACAAGUCCAGAAUCGUUGCAAUUAAAUACAGAAUGGACUGCAAGAAUCAUUCAUCUUCUUAAUGACCAACAUUUAGGCGUAGCAACAGCUGCUGUCAGUUUAAUCGAUGCACUUGUGAAACGUAAUCCAGAUGAAUACAAAGGUUGUGUUAAUUUAGCUGUUUCACGUUUAAGCAGAAUCGUUACUUCAUCUUAUACGGACUUUCAAGAUUAUACCUAUUAUUUUGUUCCAGCACCGUGGCUUUGUGUUAAGCUAUUACGGUUACUACAAAAUUAUCCACCACCGGAUGAUGCAUCUGUUCGAAGUCGUUUGAAUGAAUGUCUUGAUACAAUUCUUAAUAAAGCUCAAGAACCAUUGAAAUCGAAAAAAGUUCAACAUUCAAAUGCACGCAAUGCUGUUCUGUUUGAAGCUAUUAAUCUUAUUAUUCAUAUGGAUUGUGAAUCAACAUUACUUGUACGUGCAUGUAAUCAACUUGGUCAGUUUUUACUCAAUCGAGAAACAAAUCUUCGAUAUCUUGCAUUGGAAAGUAUGUGUCUAUUGGCAACAUCGGAAUUUUCACAUGAUGCCGUUAAAAAACAUCAAGAAACAGUCAUUAAUGCGUUAAAGAGUGAACGCGAUGUUAGCGUUCGUCAGCGUGCUGUUGAUCUUCUAUAUGCAAUGUGUGAUCGAUCCAAUGCAGAAGAUAUUGUACAAGAAAUGUUAACAUAUCUUGAAACAGCUGAUUAUACAAUUCGAGAAGAAAUGGUUUUGAAAAUUGCUAUUUUAAGUGAAAAAUAUGCCAUUGAUUAUAAAUGGUAUCUAGACAUAAUGCUUAAAUUAAUUCGACUUGCUGGUGAUUUUGUUUCUGAAGAAGUUUGGUAUCGUGUUAUACAAGUUGUUGUUAAUCGAACUGAUGUGCAAAGUUAUGCAGCUAAAAUCGCAUUCGAAGCAUUACAAGCACCGGCUUGUCAUGAAAAUAUGAUUAAAGUAGCUGGAUAUAUUCUUGGCGAAUAUGGAAAUUUAAUUGCACUUGAUCCACGAUCAACACCUAUGAUUCAAUUCGAUUUAAUUCAUUCGAAAUAUCAUCUAUGUUCAACAACAACGCGCUCAUUGCUUUUAUCGACUUAUAUGAAAUUUAUUAAUUUAUUUCCUGAAAUAAAACAAUAUGUUCAAGAUAUUCUUCGUCAUGAUUCUAACUAUCGAAGUUCUGAUGUUGAAAUUCAACAACGAGCAACGGAAUAUCUUCGAUUAAGUGAAAUAUGUAGUGCAACAGUAUUAGCUACUGUAUUGGAAAUAAUGCCACCUUAUCCGGAAAAACAAUCACCAUUAUUGGUUCGUCUUAAACAAAAGAAACCACUGAUGGAAGCUGAAACAAGUAGUGAACCAUCUGCAGCAACGAUGGCAAAUCCAGACGAUGCUCCUAAACUUGCUGAAGCAACUGUUCAUCUUAAUCAACCUGAACAGCAACAAAGUGGACUUCUUCUUUCAUUUGAUACGCUUGAAUCUAAUAAUUCUUUUAAUGAUACAACAUCUUAUUCACUCCCAUCAAAAUCAUCGCCAGCACCAACAUCAUCAACAUUGCAAUCAGCAAAGAAAUUGCUGUUCAAAAAUAGUGAUAUUAUUUUUGAAAAUGACCUUUUACAGAUUGGCAUCAAAGUUGAAGCAGCGAAACAUAUUUUACGUGUAGAAUUUUACUAUGGAAAUAAAACGAAUUCGAAUUUAACAAAUAUUGGAAAUACUAUUAAAGUAACAGGAGAUUUAGAAUCCGAUAUUCGAUUUAACAUACAACCCAUUAAAACAGGUAUCGACCCAAAAGCGCAAAUUAAACAAUCAGGAACCAUUGAAUGUUUAAAAGAAUUUGAAGAAUUACCGAUAAUAAAUCUUACAUUUUAUUACGGUAAUGUACUGCAAAAAGUUGACUUUCCAUUUCCAUUAUAUGUUAACAAAUUUAUCGAGCAAGCAGAGAUGGAUUCAAAUAGUUUCUUCUUACGUUGGCGUAACCUUGAUAAACCUGGUCAAGAAUGCCAAAAAAUUUUUCCUGCAAAAUAUCCAAUGCUGCAUGAUGAUUGUCGUCAAAAAUUGGAAGGUUUUGGUUGGAGCAAUUUAACUGGCGUUGAUGUUAAUGCAGAUAAUUUCUGUGGCGCUGGUAUAUUGCAUACGGCUUCGCAACAAAUAGGUUGUCUCUAUCGACUUGAACCAAAUAAACAAGCUAAAAUGUAUCGUCUGACGGUUCGAGCAAGCAAAGACGCUGUCGCUAAUCGUCUUGUUGAAUUACUGGAAGAUGAAUUUUAG
Messenger RNA from Rotaria socialis, 2799 nucleotides. NCBI's taxonomy places the organism in Eukaryota, Metazoa, Rotifera, Eurotatoria, Philodinida, Philodinidae. The record is from the annotation of a GenBank genome assembly.